AUGAGGCGCUGUAGAGGGCCUUUUCUUCCUCCGGUGAGAGAGCACCGAAUCGAAGAUCAUCGAGGACUGUCAGAUCGGUACAUCGAGGUGCUUCGAAUUCGUUAUCUGCAGCAACAUGCAAAUGCGAUCCUAGGAGGCCAGAGCCUUGAUUUUGGGACAUCUGAUCUUUUUGGUUGUGCUCAUGUUGGUGUGAUGGACUUGCUGUGGUUCCCACAAAUUUACCAUAGAAAGAGUGGUGCCAAUACAAUGGGCAGCAAAACUUUGUUUAAAUGGUUGAAACAAAUCAUGACUUCCCAACUUGAGCAGCUGUUAAAAGCUGAAAAGGAAAUACAGAAAGAUAUUCUCAUAUUUCAUUCCACAACAGCCGAGUACACCAAUGGCUUUCGGCAUGAUCACACCACCUUUGGUCUCAUGGUUGCUAGAUUAGUCUCCGCGAACCAGUUCAGGUCAGCUGAGGCGUUACUUGAUAGGAUGAAGGAGGAGAAGUGUAGUGUUACAGAAGAUAUAUUCCUCUCUGUUUGCAGAGGGUAUGUCUGCGUUCACAGGCCACUGGAUGCUGUCAGGGUCUUCCACAAAAUGGAGGACUUUCAGUGCAAACCAACCCCGAAAUCUUACAUUACCAUACUUGGCAUUCUCGUUGAAGAAAACCAGUUAAAGAUUGCUUUCAGUAGUUCCAUGGGUGCAGCUCUUCGAAUAUUUUGUGAGAUGCCCAAUCAUGGGUGCCCCCAAGAUUCAGAUACAUAUGGUACUUUGAUUAAUGGAUUGUGCAAGUUAGGAAAGAUUGGUGAAGCAAAGGAGCUCUUCAAUGAGAUGGAAACAAAAGGUUGUUUGCCCUCUGUUGUUACCUCUUUGAUGGAUGGACUUUGCAAGGGCGGGCAUUCUUCACAAGCAAUGGAACUAUUAGGCUUAAUGGUCAGUAAGCGCCAUAAGCCAAACAAUAUUACUUAUAGUACUUUGCUUCACGGAUUCUGUGAAGAAGGAAAGCUUCAAGAAGCUUUGGAGAUUCUAGAUAGGAUGAAGCUUCAAGGCAUGAAACCAGAUGCAGGGCUGUAUGGGAAACUGUAUCUUAGCAUGCGUACCAGGGGUAUCUCCAUAAAUAUGAAGACAUUUGAUACUCUAGUGAAAUGUAUCUGGAAGAAGGGGGACCUGCACAAAGCGUAUCAAAUUGUUGACGAGAUGGUGCUUGAUGGAUGUGUUCCAGAUGAGGGAAUAUGGAGUUCCAUGGUGGAUGGGUUUUGGAAUUGCAAGAAGGUGCGUGGACCUGCUGAAUUGUUGCAGGCUGAGCUGAUGAGCGAAAUGGUUGAUCCAGAAACAUAA
Prunus armeniaca (apricot) is the source of this 1317-nucleotide messenger RNA. The record is from the annotation of a GenBank genome assembly. Lineage: Eukaryota; Viridiplantae; Streptophyta; Magnoliopsida; Rosales; Rosaceae.